GUUUUCCAUCAGGAACAAAGGCAUGAAAGACAGAAAAACCCACUUAAAUUCCAAUCUCUUGAACAUCUUGAAUAUUAGAUAGACGCAUAAUAAAGAAACUGUCCAUAUAUAGCUCUCUAAGAGCUCAUGUGGAAUUGACAUUAGCAUGGAACCAGGAAAAAUGCGUUACUUGGAUACCUUGACAGAUGGUUUGGAGAAUUUACUAUCAACAGGACAGCAUUCUGAUAUAGAAGUGAUUGUUGAUGAUCGGUCAUUCCAUUGUCAUAAAGUUAUUCUCAGUGCAAUGUCACCAUACUUUGAAGCCAUGUUUUCCCAUGACAUGAGAGAAAAUCGUGAUGGAGUGGUCAAGUUAUAUGAUAUUGAAGCAGAAAUUUUUGAAAAAAUAUUACAGUUCCUGUAUACUGGCAAAGAUGUUGUUUCAGAAGAAAAUGCUGAGAUGAUAUUCCGAGCUGCAUCUUUGAUGCAGAUUCCAUGCUUACAAGCUACUUGCGCAGACUUUUUGUUAACACAGGUCUCACCGGAUAACUGUAUUGGCAUUUGGAAAAUAGCUCAAGCUCACAAUUGUGAAAAACUCAAACAAACAUCCUUCAUGUUUAUUUUAGAAAACUUUCAAGUUAUAUCGACAACUGAAGAUUUUCUGAAUUUAGAUCUGGACGAACUAGUAGGAAUAAUUAAAUCAGAUCAUCUAAUCACUCAAUCGGAAGAACUUGUAUGUGACAUGGCUAUGGAGUGGAUCAACCAUGAUAAAGAAUCUCGUCAACAUUCCGCUGGAACAAUUCUAGAAGUUCUCAGACUUCCUCUAUUAUCAGCAAACUAUUUGUGCCAUACUUUUGAGAGUAAUCAUUACCUACAAAAUGAUCCUGAGUGUAAAACUGUGAUACAGGAAGCCAUGAAGUACCAUACUUGCCCUACUAAGCGUCAAGAUUUUACCUCCCACAGGUCAACGCACAGAUACAAUAGUAAAACCAAUGAUUGUAUUAUUAUUAUUGGUGGAUUGCUGUCCACUACACCAAGAUACCAGACAACAAAGGAGGUAUUAUGUUACAGUUUUCAACAGGAGAAAUGGUUUAACCUGCCAUCUCUGCCUUAUGAUCCAGGUUAUGAGUUUGCUACAUGUACAUAUGGUAGCAGUAUAUUUGUAUCAGGUGGGUGGCUGAAACUUCAAGGACUAGCCGAAUACAAGACACACAAGAACAAAUGGAAGGUGUGUCCUCAGAUGACCAAUGGUAGAUGUGGUCAUGUGAUGGUGUCAGUAAACAACUCUAUCUUUGUUCUGGGUGGACGGGACGGGGUCAUACCUGCCAUGACAAACAUAGAAGAAUACAACCUGCUGACUAACAAGUGGACAACAGUGGGUGAUCUCCCCUUAGGUGUGAGGUCAACAUCUGCUGCAGCCAUUGGAGAAAAGAUAUAUGUUUUUGGUGGAAUUAUAGAGUCAGAUAAAGACACAAUGUCAGUGCAAUGUUUUGACACACGACACCAUACUGUUACAGUUUGUGGAGAUUUGCCAUUUUCUUGCAGAUUGACCAGAACUUUUGCAUUGGACACUGCAGUGUAUGUAAUGGCUCCUGAUGGGAGAGUGAUACAGUUUUGUGAUUCAUCAUUGAACAUCAUAACCAAGUUUCAAGCAAGAAGAUUAAGGACAAGUUCAAGUGGAUCAGACAGUAAUGUAAUUGAACCACCCAAUGCACCAACCACCUGCCAUGGGAAGCUUGUUUGUAAGUUACCAAACUUUAGUCAACAUCAUUUUGAAGUUGUGCAGUAUCGUGGGCACAUCUUACUAGUGGGUGGUAAGACACCAGACAACACAAUACUCAAAAAUAUCAUGGUUGCUGAUAUUCAUGACAAAGGUGAUACAAAUGAUCUAUUUAAUGACCUUGAAAUGCCCUCUGCACGUUGGUGUUUUGGAUGCAUUAGGGCUGUUAUAAACAAGGAUUUUCUCAACAAUGAGCUUUAUGUAUGAAAUUUACUUAGAGAAAUUGAUGUUGUUUUUGUCUAACUUAUAUAUUUUGUAACCAAAUAUCUUCUCUGGUUUCAGAUUUUGUCACAUGGUGAUAUCAUAAAAAGUGAAUAUUACUGGUUCAAACAUACAAAGAAAACACAACAAUUUUGUAUAUGCAUUGACAUGUGUCAAAUCAAUUUCAGAACAUUUUGAAAGCUGUUAAUGAAUGCAAUAUACAAAAUAAAUCAGACAUGUGUCAGACGAAUUUUGAAUAUUGUAUUUAUCAUGUUUAUAUAAAAAAUAUUAACAAGCACAUUAAAUUUAAUGAAAUUAUGUGUUUUUAUGCAUAAUUUUUUACAUUUAAAUGCAAGCUUGUGGACAGAAUGAUAUUUUUUUAAAUGCAUAAAGUCGUGUAUGUGAAAUGGCAACAUUUUUGUCAGAGGUGAGACAUUUGGUUGGCUUUAUUUAUUUGUUUUGUUAUUUUAUGUUUGUGUUUUUAUUUUUAUAUAUAUGUAUUAACAGCUUAUUGGACUCAAAAUUGUAGCAAGUAGAAAUAAUUUUGAGUCUGGCCAUAUGUUAAAAAUUUUGUUAGUACACAAUAAUGUCUUUCAUUUAUUUUGUAUAGUCAGGUUAUAUAUAUGUAUUUACAGUGAUAUGUAGUUGUAUAUUUUUUUUAACGGUAUUUAUUUGUUAUGUAUUUAAGUGCCAGUCUUUGUAAGAAUCAGGCAAUAUUGAAAAAAAUUAAAACAUGGCAGAAAAAACCCACCGACCUAACCAUCCUAUUUUGAAAAUACCCUCAUCCUGAGUUAGAAAUGGUAGGUCUUUCAUUUCUUCAUGUCUGGUAAUUUGAAAAAUCUGUAGGUAACUUUUGGUUAGAAUGAUAACAAAUUACGGAGUAAGCUCCACUUUAUUGUUAAUUUCUAGUGCAUUUUAACCAAAUUAUAUCUUGAAUUACCAGAACAGGAAAAGGAAACGAAUGUUAUAUUCGUUCACCAUUAUACAUUUUGAACAUAUUUUAAUGUUAACUUGAGUGGGUUUUUGUUUGUCAUGUUUUCACCACUGCCUGAUUCUUAGGCAGAUUGGCACUUAAAGUUUACAUGAAAGUUUGUGCUUAGAAAAUGAUGAGUCCUUUAAAACUGUUUAAUCAUAUGGCUGUUUGCUUGGUAGUGUUUCCCUUGGCUUUUUGACAUUGUGAUAUCACAGAACUAAAUUUCUUAACCAAAGUGCAAUAUAUAUUACUGGGGGAGUAAAGCUGGGAAGUGCUAAAAAUUUCAGCUGAAUUCAUCCAUAACCUUGGGAUUUAUUAUUUCAAUUACACAAGUAUAUUUUUAUUGUUUAAGUGAAAAUGCUGAUCACCCUCAGUUCUACAAAAUGAUAUUGAGAGAAAACUGUUGAGUAUAAAUAAAAUUUUUAAGCAGCAAAAUUAGAGAGUUUCAGGGAAUGUUCAUGAUUGAGAUGUUUUUGGUUAUACAUUAUAUAUGAUAGAGAUGUACUUUACAGAAGGAUUUCACAAUGAAAAAAAAGGGUAUCAAAUUACCCGUAUUGGAUCACCAUUCUUAUUCUUUCAGAUUUUAAGAUGCUUUAUACCUAAAAAGCACUGAACAUAUAUUUUGGAGGAUUUUUUUGUUGGUGAUUUUUUUAUAAUGUGCAUGUUCCCAUUCAAUCACUUUCGACUUACUGAUUCGAAGUCUUUUUCGUGUUCUGUACUUUGAAUAAAUGGGAUUAUAAAUGCACAAUAACCCACAAUUUACAUUAGUUUAAUAGUAACAUGCAAGAUAACUGUCAGUCUUGACUUAUUUCAUAAAAUCAGAAACUUACUUUGUACAUUUUUCACUUAGCAUCUUUUUAUAUUUCAAAUGUAUUUUCUUAUUUUUUAAUUAAGUACAUUUGUGCUAAUGUUGACCAUAUAGAUAUUUUCUUUUUCACUUGAAAUGAAUGAGUCAUAUGUGAACAAAGUAUUUAUGAGAAAUAUCUUUAUAACAAGGUUAGAGAUGUUUAUAAUGGUUGGGUUAGUGGGCCACUGCAGUGGAGUCAUCACAUACAAUUUAUAUUUUUUUGCUUUCUUAAAGCUUAGUUUUCAUGAAGUGCAAUUUUUUUCCCAUUAUUGACCAUUUUAUGAAGGUUUAAAGGUAUCACUAGUAGUCAAAUGUUCUUUUGAAUUUAAAAAAAAACUUUGAUGAACAUUUGGUGGUCUAAAUUAAAAUUGAUAGAAAUAUUGUAUAAUUUGACAAAAUGUAGUUUUUAAUUAUCAUGAUUGUAAACGAUAUAUGAUAAGAGUGUUGGUCACAGGGCUUUUUCAAGCUACAGGUUGUGCAAAAUUGCCAGAUUUUGUAUAGAUUAUAGAAUAGAAAACCCAGUUUUGUGUGAUAAAAAGAAAACUGAAAGAUUGAAUUUUAAGAUAAAAUUUGAGACAAUAACUCUUAUAAUGAUCUUUUAGAAAAAAAUAGAAAAAUUGAGGUCACAGGACUAGUUUUCUUUCUACAAAACAAAAUAGGUAAAUUCAUUACUCAUUCUUUUAUUCCUUUAUAAAGUUUAGAUUAUCUGAGUUAUCGGUCGACCCUAUAUCUGUAUCACUCUGCUCAGCUCUUAAUAAAAUUGCAUAUCACAGCUUUGUGACUUAAAAUACGUUGACCCGGCCUUAAUAACUUUGACCCAGACUUAUCACCGACGUCAUAAUGUAUGAACCGACGUUGAUAAGUUUGACCCGAACUUAUCAUGUCAUCUACCGGUUUGCUGGUGAAACAAAGAAAACACUUGUUUCUAUCAUGCAAAAUACACAAAUAUAACCUGAUAAAUCGAUUAUCUGGUUGUAAGCAUGUUGAUUUUGUAAAAUAUCACCUGCUCGACACAAUAUGAAGCCUUUUUUAUCUCGUUCGCUGCGCUCACUCGACAAAAAGCUUCAUAUUGCAACUCGCAGCUGAUAUUUUACGAUAUCAAUAUGCAAAUUAGUUGAAAAAACAUAAUUUCCUUCAUUAGGUUGAAAAUGUUUACAAAUGAAUUACAUUCUUCACUUGAAAUUUAAACAUUUCAUUUAAGAUCCAGACUGAUUGUUUUCUGUAAUUUUACAAUCCAAGAUGGAGGAGGACACCCGACCUACCUUUGUUUUUGCAUGGACUGUUAAUGUUUAAUGUGUAAUGUAUAGAUACCCAUCUCUAUAUACAUAUGGCACAAGGUUAACACUCAAUUAUGUAAGCCUUAUAUUUGAAAACCAUUGUUUGUCCAUUGUUAUACUGUAUUCAGUCUGUUUUAUCAUAACUUAUCUUCAGGUCUGUUUUUAAUGGCUUAUGUUAAUUUACUGUAUGGAAUCCUGUACUUAAGUUUAGGUUAGCUUGCAAGUAGAUUUUGAGAGUUAGGUAAAUUAAGGUAUUUUAUUAUUAUGGGAAUAGGUAGGACGUGGGUCUCAUUUGGGGUGUCAGCAUGAUGUGGGAUUGGCCGAUUUUUUGUAAGCAUGACACGAAAAUUAAAUUAUUUUACAUGAAAAAGGGAAACAAAGUCGGGCAGAUACGUGAAAUUGCAAGCGCUAUUAUCAUAAUGAUAAGCUGGAUACGGGGUUCUGACAAAACAAUAAGCAUAAGUUAGAAUUUUGCAACUACAAUUUUUUACUAAUUAUUUCAUACAAAAACAGAUUUUUUCGAACAAUUAUUUUGAAGGCAUCAGGCUUAUAAUUUUGUACACCAGACGCAUGUUUCAUCUACAAAAGAUGCAUCAGUGAUGCUAGAAACAAAAAAGUUAAAAGGCAAAAUAAAGUGAAGUUUAAUGUAUAAAUUUGUUGAUUUUGCCAUAAUUUUAUUUUCAGUAGUUUUUGUUUUCUCAUGAUGUGAAUAUGAAUUUGUUUUUAUAUUUAAAUUUGGUUGAAACAUAUAGCCAUUUUUCAGG
Molecule: messenger RNA, 5818 nt
Organism: Mytilus californianus (California mussel)
Lineage: Eukaryota; Metazoa; Mollusca; Bivalvia; Mytilida; Mytilidae
Product: kelch-like protein 24
Exons: 3
Coding region: 146-1963 (605 amino acids)
Molecular function (GO): protein binding
Source: RefSeq, a predicted model, not a curated record